Phacochoerus africanus (Common warthog) is the source of this 1337-nucleotide messenger RNA. It is a transcript of the gene CFDP1, whose product is annotated as craniofacial development protein 1. Lineage: Eukaryota; Metazoa; Chordata; Mammalia; Artiodactyla; Suidae. The transcript is spliced from 8 exons. The record is from RefSeq and is a predicted model, not a curated record. Bases 152 to 1129 code for a protein of 325 amino acids.
GACCACAUACACUCUCUGCGCAUGUGCAGAGGCUGGGGGCCGCCCCAGCCGCCGCCGCCCCCGCCGCAGCUCUAUGGUGGCUCCCUAGAGCUUUGCCGUUGGGGGUAGCUGUUGCGGCCCUGCGACUCAGCCCGCCUCGUGCGGCAGCGAUAUGGAGGAAUUCGACUCUGAAGACUUCUCCACCUCGGAGGAGGACGAGGACUACGUGCCGUCGGGUGGAGAGUAUAGUGAAGACGAUGUAAGUGAACUAGUGAAGGAAGAUGAAGUGGAUGGUGACGAGCAGGCACAGAAAACCAAAGGGAGAAAAAGAAAGGCUCAGAGCAUUCCGGCCAGGAAGAGAAAACAAGGUGGCCUCUCAUUUGAAGAAGAGGAAGAGGAAAAUGCCAAUGAGGAAUCUGGAGGAAGUAGCAGUGAGGAGGAAGAUUCAGCUGCAGAGCAGGAAAAAGGCAUUGGGUCAGAGGAUGCAAGGAAAAAGAAGGAGGAUGAGCUGUGGGCUAGUUUCCUCAACGAUGUAGGACCAAAAUCCAAAGUGCCUCCAAGUACACAUGUUAAAAAAGGAGAGGAGACUGAAGAGACAAGUUCAAGUAAGUUGUUGGUCAAAGCAGAAGAUCUGGAGAAACCUAAAGAAACAGAAAAAGUUAAAAUCACCAAGGUGUUUGAUUUUGCUGGUGAAGAAGUCAGGGUGACUAAGGAAGUGGAUGCUACAUCUAAAGAAGCCAAAUCCUUCUUCAAGCAAAAUGAGAAAGAAAAACCACAGGCUAAUGUCCCUUCAGCUCUGCCAUCACUUGCUGCCGGCUCAGGGUUAAAAAGAUCAGGUGGCAUGAGCAGCCUUUUGGGGAAAAUUGGAGCCAAGAAGCAGAAGAUGAGCACCUUGGAGAAGUCCAAGCUGGACUGGGAGAGCUUCAAGGAGGAAGAGGGCAUUGGUGAAGAACUAGCCAUCCACAAUCGAGGGAAGGAGGGAUGUUUGCAGGUUACAUCCUCUUCCAUGGAGUUUGUGCGAUAUUGGGCAGAUGGCCACGUUCACCUGUGUUUCUCAGGGUACAUUGAACGGAAAGCUUUUCUAGACCGAGUGGAUCACAGGCAGUUUGAAAUCGAGCGAGAUCUCAGGCUGAGCAAAAUGAAACCCUGAUGUGUGGGGAACCUACAGCAGCUUAAUCCUGUUUACACCGUGAGCUUCUUGUGUCUGUGAAAUGUUUCACCUGUGUCUCAUCGACUGUUUCCCCGCAAGGUCUUUUUUUCUAUAUGAAAUUUCUGUCUUUGUAUCUUGAUCUCACAUGGUUUCAUUCAUUCUACCUUUAAUAGUUUGUCCUUGGAAAAAUAAAAAUAAAAAAAUAGAA